AUCGACGGUGAACGAAAGGCGAAGGCGCGGAAAAGCGCGUGGAAAAUCCAAAUAAAAAGUUGAUGGAAAUGUGAGGCCCGAAUACGUGAGGCGCGACAUUUUCCGGACCACUGUGUGUGUGCGUGUGCGAGUGGCAGUGUUUUUGUGACUCGAGGCUAAAGUGUAAAGGGCUGAUAGAAGGAAAGACACAAAAAAGUGUUGUGUGUGAAUAAGGGGAAUCAAAACAAAAAUAUAUCUUCCCCGGAGAUUGCCAUAGAUCAAAGCUCGUAAAGCAAACAAAGUGCGAAUUGAUAGGACACAAAGCAGACCUGAUAAAGUGUUAGAAAAAAGGAUCUAACGAGGAGUGGAAGGAAAGUGAAAAAGUAUAGCUGCAACACUAAAAAGAGGCCGAGAAUCGAGUGGGUCAUCGCAAAAUGUUGACCCUGUGGACGGCACUUUUCUGCUGCCUGACGGGGCUGGCCGUGUGCUACCAGCGGCAAUCUGUGAGCAACAACAAUCACAACAACGCCGAGGCGAAGCCCACCCACGCACCCCCCUCGCAUUAUCCUCAUGGCCACAAGUGGAACGAGCCGUACUUUGAUCUCACGAUGCCCAGGAACAUCACUUCGCUGGUGGGCAAAUCCGCAUAUCUGGGCUGUCGUGUCAAGCAUCUGGGCAAUAAGACGGUUGCCUGGAUACGACACCGUGACCUGCACAUCCUCACCGUGGGCACCUACACCUAUACGACCGAUCAGCGCUUCCAGACCUCCUACCACCGGGACAUCGACGAGUGGACCCUGCAGAUCAAGUGGGCCCAGCAGAGGGACGCCGGGGUCUACGAGUGCCAGAUAUCCACGCAGCCCGUGCGCAGCUACUCGGUCAACUUGAACAUCGUGGAUCUGAUAGACGCCGAGACCAGCGAUAUGAUGCAGCAGUAUUAUAACGACGACGCCUUCUAUAUAGCCGAGAAUCGGGUGUAUCAGUCCAGUAACGAUGAGUUUGCUGGGAUGUUCGGACCCAUUCAGACAGUUGCGGUGCCCACGGCUACCAUUCUGGGAGGACCCGAUUUGUACGUGGACAAGGGCAGCACCAUAAAUCUCACUUGCAUCAUCAAGUUCAGCCCGGAGCCGCCGACCCAUAUCUUCUGGUAUCAUCAGGAUAAGGUGCUCAGCGAGGAGACUUCGGGCGGCCGGCUGAAAUUCAAGACCAUCAAGUCGGAGGAGACCAAAUCCAUUUUGCUCAUUUACGAUGCGGAUCUCCUGCACUCCGGCAAAUACUCGUGUUAUCCUUCGAACACGGAGAUAGCCAGCAUACGCGUCCAUGUCCUUCAGGGCGAGCGACCCGAGGCGAUGCAAACGAACGCGGCACCGGCAGCCGUCGCCCUGGCCUGUUGGUCCUGUCACUUUGGCCAGGCCACGCAGGCGGUCAGGGUAAUUAGCACAAUGGUGGCCGCACUUGUUCUCUUGGAGGCCUGCUCCUCGCUGCUCCUGCAGGGCGGAGGGGGAUGUUCCGUUGGAGGAGGAGGAUGUCCUGGAGGCGGAGGAGUCGCCGGGACCACUCGCAUCAGGGAGAAACAGGAGAAGCCGCGCCCAAGAUCCUCGGGCGACCCCAAGGAGCCCUCGACGACGUCCGAGGAGCGUGUCAAUAAUGGCAGCCGGAAUGCACGGUGAUAAAUUAAUGUCGCCCAGUUGGAAUUUCACCGCCAAUGCAGCGCCCAAAUGCAGCAGAAAUUAUUUAUAGGCGAAGUUGAGGAGCAUCGGGAGCCGCAGGAGCAGCAGGAGCAGCAUCUGAGGUCCUUCCACUCGAGCUGCAUGUAAUACCUUUCUGAAAAACCAACUAAUUAUGCUAAUGAUGGAAGACGCCGUGCUGCUGCUUCUGCUGUUGCUCCUGGCGAGCUGCUCCUCCCGCUUCUCCUUGGCAAAGUUGUAAGUAAGUGUGUUUCUAAUUAAGUGGGCUGGGGAUUAGUUAGUUAGGCGGAAAUCAGAGCCAUGUACAUAAGCUUCUCACGUAAAUUGCCAGCACACUAGCGAACUUAGCUAAAUGGAAAGCAUUUCGAACGAAUCAUCAAAUUAGAGAACUAUAUUCAAGUGGUUUGCUUAUAGAGCCAUGCCUAGGUGUUUAAAUAAAUAUUAAAAGUAAAUGAAA
Drosophila takahashii is the source of this 2124-nucleotide messenger RNA. RefSeq names its product defective proboscis extension response 10 (gene dpr10). Gene Ontology annotation, biological process: synapse organization. NCBI's taxonomy places the organism in Eukaryota, Metazoa, Arthropoda, Insecta, Diptera, Drosophilidae. Gene Ontology annotation, cellular component: neuron projection membrane. The record is from RefSeq and is a predicted model, not a curated record.